AUGGCCUCUCAAAAGUCGUGCUGCAUCUGUUUUGCGGCAAUGUUAGUAACCGCUGGACUUACGGUUGGAAUUUAUUUCGCAGUUGAAGCUUUUAAAGAUAUAAAAUCCACUGGCUUUGCGGAGAAGAAGUACGGUGAUGCCCUCAAAGUGGCAAUGCAGUUCUUCGACGUUCAAAAAUCGGGUAAGCUAGCAAAUAACAAGAUAAAGUGGAGAGGGGAUUCGGGGCUUAAAGAUGGAAAUGAUGCAAACAUUGAUCUGUCGCAAGGCAUGUAUGAUGCAGGUGAUGCAGUAAAAUUUGGUUUUCCAAUGGCGUUUACGGCAACGGUGUUGUCAUGGUCCAUCCUUGAGCGUGGAUCUCGGAUGAAUGCCAACGGGAUGGAUCUGUUGAAGCAGGCUCAAGACUCUCUCAAGUGGAUUACUGACUUCCUUGUCAAUUCUUAUCCUUCUAAGAAUACGCUCUAUGUUCAGGUUGGUAAUGCUGAUAAGGACCAUAAAUGUUGGCAAAGGCCUGAAAGCAUAACCGACAAGAAACCACUCUCUCAGGUCAACAAAACUUCUCCUGGAUCAGAUGUUGCUGCUGAAACUGCAGCAGCAUUGGCUGCAGCAUCUAUGGUGUUUAAAAAGAGUGACUCCAUAUAUUCAGCCAAGCUUCUUAAGUAUGCUAAAGAAUUGUUUGCUUUUGCUGACAAAUACAAAGGUACUUACAGUACCAGCGUUCCCCAAGCCCAGACUUAUUACAAUUCAACAGGAUAUGGAGACGAGCUUCUGUGGGCAUCUAGCUGGCUCUAUUGUGCUACUAAAGAAAAAAAUUAUCUCCAAUAUGUCACUGGCCAAACCGCAACUGACUAUGCUAAUUGGGGAAAUCCAAGCUGGUUUAGUUGGGAUAACAAGCUUGCAGGAACCCAGGUUUUAUUAUCCAGGGUACUCUUCUUUGGUGAAGAGGACGACUCGGAUGGUCAACUUCAGAUGUAUAAGCAAACAGCUGAGACUGUUAUGUGCGGUCUUCUACCAAACUCUCCAACAGCCACAGAUAGUAGAACAGAAAGUGGUCUUAUAUGGGUCAGCGAAUGGAAUGCUCUACAACAUUCUGUUGCCUCUGCAUUUUUGGCUACUCUAUAUGGUGACUACAUGGAAACAUCAGAUAAUAAAGAGCUAAAAUGUGAAGGAAAAACUUUCAAGCCGCAAGAUCUUCGGGACUUUGCCAAACAACAGGCUGAUUAUGUUUUAGGUGACAAUCCCAAUUCGAUGAGCUAUGUUGUUGGUUAUGGGAGCAAAUUCCCAAAAUAUGUGCACCAUAGAGGGGCAUCAAUUCCAGCUGAUGCAAAGACUGGUUGCAAAGAUGGGUUCAAGUGGCUGGAGUCAACUCAACCCAAUCCAAAUGAAGCUACUGGAGCACUUGUGGGUGGACCUUUUUUGAAUGAUACAUAUGUAGAUGCUCGUAACAACUCCUCACAAGGGGAACCAACCACAUAUAAUAGUGCUCUUCUUGUUGGCCUCCUUUCAAGUCUCGCCACUUCCUCUCAAUCUGUAGACAAAUCUUUCCCUUAA
Molecule: messenger RNA, 1548 nt
Organism: Pistacia vera
Lineage: Eukaryota; Viridiplantae; Streptophyta; Magnoliopsida; Sapindales; Anacardiaceae
Product: endoglucanase 2-like
Exons: 6
Coding region: 1-1548 (515 amino acids)
Biological process (GO): carbohydrate metabolic process
Molecular function (GO): hydrolase activity, hydrolyzing O-glycosyl compounds
Source: RefSeq, a predicted model, not a curated record